AUGGAAACACCACCCACCAUUAAAUCACCAAAAAGUGAACCUGUUACCCCUAAGUUGAGAGAUAUGCUGAACAUUGAUGUUGAUGCUAAUAAUGUUGUUGCUCAUCCUCCGAACUCAAUAAUUACCCUUGAUACACUUCGUAAAUAUUUUAUGGUAUCCUUUGACCUCAAUCAACCUGCUGUUAAACUUGAUCAGGGUGAAAAAGAAAACUUGAUGGUUGUUGAAUCAUUAGUUGCUAAGGGAAAAGAAAAGAAAAGCAGCAACAUGAAGUUUAUGAAGAAGAAAGCAAUGAUGAGAAAUAUGAGGAUAUCGUCAAGUUCUGAGAAUGCUGAUAUGGAAAAUGAUGAAGAUGUGGAUUCAUUGAUUGUGAUGGGAUGCACUGAUUGUCACAUCUAUGUGAUGGUAUCCAAAUCCAACCCUGAAUGCCCAAGAUGCCAGAAUCCCAACCUGUUGGAUGUGCUUGAAGUGAUGAACUUUCCUAAGACUGCUAAGCCUAAUAAGAAAAUGAGGAUCAGUCGAAUUUAAUUUGGCAUCUCUCAAAUAUAUCUCUCUCUUAAAGUUUGUUAAUUAAGAGGCUUGUUCUUAUUAUGUCCUUUUAAUUACAACCUUUUUGGCUUAUAGUCUUGACCGAGUCGUGGUCUAUUAUGCAGAAUAAAUUUGAAUUAUGCUGAUUCAAUAAUAAGAAU
Arachis duranensis is the source of this 686-nucleotide messenger RNA. RefSeq lists its product as uncharacterized. The transcript has 2 exons. Lineage: Eukaryota; Viridiplantae; Streptophyta; Magnoliopsida; Fabales; Fabaceae. The coding region runs from base 1 to 525 and encodes 174 amino acids. The record is from RefSeq and is a predicted model, not a curated record.